Molecule: messenger RNA, 637 nt
Organism: Cicer arietinum (chickpea)
Lineage: Eukaryota; Viridiplantae; Streptophyta; Magnoliopsida; Fabales; Fabaceae
Source: RefSeq, a predicted model, not a curated record
GGAUUCAAAUUUUUAAUUUUAUCGCAAUUUUUCCAUUGAAGGAGGAAAAGUUAGGUUAACUUUUCCUUUUCGAUGAGACAAAUUAGAUUGAUAAAUAAAUAAUUGAAUAAAUAAAAAAUGAAAGUUGGUGGGAUUUCCAUAUCUACUCCAAGAUUAUCAAUGCCUCUCAAUCUCAAUUGUAGCACUUCUUCAUAUUAUUCAUUUAGAAGAUCGAAGACAACAACGACACCAAACAAGGUACCGAAAGGAUACCUUGCUGUUUACGUUGGACCGGAGUUUAGAAGGUUUGUGAUUCCAAUAAGAUUCUUGAGGAUGCCGGAGUUGAAGGAUUUGAUGGAUGAUGUGGCUGAGGAAUUUGGUUGUGAUCAUCAUGCUGAUGGUGCUCUUCAUAUUCCAUGUGAUGAAGAUUAUUUUGGCAAUGUUUUGAUUACUUGUUUUGCAAAUCAACGUAGGGUAUCUUCUAAGAACUAUAAGAUCAAACUUGGUAAUAAGAUUCCCUUAAUUUACAGUCAUUAAUUAAUUCUUAUGGAUUAUGGCUGCAUUAUUUAUUACUAUUAUAUACAUAAUCCUCGAUCUACCUCCCUCGUGUGUAAUGGAAAUUAAUUAACAUGCAAUGCAAUUUCUUUGUUAUUGUAUA